Molecule: messenger RNA, 723 nt
Organism: Perognathus longimembris pacificus (Pacific pocket mouse)
Lineage: Eukaryota; Metazoa; Chordata; Mammalia; Rodentia; Heteromyidae
Gene: Supt4h1
Product: SPT4 homolog, DSIF elongation factor subunit
Exons: 5
Coding region: 74-427 (117 amino acids)
Biological process (GO): mRNA processing; positive regulation of DNA-templated transcription, elongation; chromatin organization
Cellular component (GO): DSIF complex; nucleus
Molecular function (GO): RNA polymerase II complex binding; zinc ion binding
Source: RefSeq, a predicted model, not a curated record
CAUCCUGGGUAAUCGGCUGUUUACUUCCGGCGGUGUGUGACUCGGGCUGCAGCUGUCUCUCUCCUCACUGAAGAUGGCCCUCGAGACGGUGCCGAAGGACCUGCGGCAUCUGCGGGCGUGUCUGCUGUGUUCGCUGGUCAAGACCAUAGACCAGUUUGAAUAUGAUGGAUGUGAUAAUUGUGAUGCAUAUCUACAAAUGAAGGGUAACAGAGAAAUGGUAUAUGACUGCACCAGCUCUUCCUUUGAUGGAAUCAUUGCAAUGAUGAGUCCAGAGGACAGCUGGGUCUCCAAGUGGCAGCGAGUCAGUAACUUUAAGCCGGGUGUGUAUGCUGUGUCAGUCACUGGUCGUCUGCCCCAAGGAAUUGUACGGGAGCUAAAAAGUCGAGGAGUGGCCUACAAAUCCAGAGACACUGCUAUAAAGACCUAGCAGGAUGUAGGACUGCCAGCGCCUUUGCUAUCCACCUUCUGUCCCUGCUUUGGUUUUUGUCAUGGAAUCCGAACAGGCAGAACUUCAAAAUCCCUGCACUUCAACUCAGAGACUGUUAAAAAGAACAGCAGAUCCUAUUCUUGGGCCUUGGACUACUGGUAGAGUGGGAGCGCUUGGUCUGGUGGAUUCUCAUGGACUGAGUUGAAGGGAGAUACUGUUUUUUCUAAUUGUUGAAGGGCUGUCUGUAUGCUUGCCCAUGGGUAGAAUGCCAAUAAAUAUGAACUCUUGGAAAAUUC